AUGUCACAGCAGGCUGUGCUUCGGCACAUCUGCAGAGGCAAACCCUCCACUUCUUUGUCGUCCUCCUUGUCCAUCUCCACAAUCAGAUCGUUCCAUUCCACUCGACCUCAGCAUGCCGGGGAGCAGCCUGACACCAAAUCCAAAUCAACAAGUACAGCUUUAGCUCCCAGCCCGACAGCUACAGCAGAUAAACUAAAAAAGGUCCAAGCCAAGGUACAGGCACAGAUGAAGGACGAGCAAGAAGAUGCCAGUGCAAACUUCAACCAGGGUGGAUUGGCACGCAGCUCGAUGUUCUACCGACACCUAACGUCCGAUCUCAACGCCAAACUCACUCCUGCCGAAAGAGAGCAGAAGCACGAAGCCGAGAAGGAGGUUCCUUUGUCAGAACGCAGCGCAACAAACAUGGCCCAAGCCCUCAAUCCAAAGCCCGUUGCGCGUUCGCGAUGGCAACGGAAAAUGGUCAUCCGACACAUUCAGCGCGAAGGUCAAUUGACCAGAGAGAUGGAAAUCGCCCGCACAGAAAGGACACAUACUUCCCGUUCACACUUCUUCAAGACAUCGAUGAAGAAACUUGCCCCUCUUACGCGGCAGAUCGCCGGGAAGUCCUUAGACGAAGCCAUUCUACAAAUGCGCUUCUCCAAGAAGAAAGUUGCCAAGGAUGUUCGCGAGCAUCUCCUCAUCGCCCGAGCCGAAGCAAUCACGUCGAAAGGCAUGGGCCUGAAGGAAGACCGCACGGAAGCUCAAUCAAAAGCGCUGGUCAAAGAUCCCAGCGUGUCGAAACCACUCCCCGGCCAGACCCCCAUAAAGACCAAACGGAAAGGCGUGACACCGGACCCCACGGAAAUCUACGUGUCGGAGGCGUGGACGAACCGUGGCUCCUACGGCCGAUUACCAGACUACCGUGCCCGAGGCCGGAUGAACAUCAUGAGGCCACCUCACACAGGCAUGACAGUGGUGUUGAAGGAGGAGAAGACCAAGACGAGAAUCGCAGCCGAGAAGGAGGCCAAAGAGAUCAAGAAACGGCUGCAGAAGAAAAUCUGGGUCCAGUUACCUGAUCGUCCGGUUACCAUGCAGCGUCAACACCUCUUGUGGUAG
This is a messenger RNA of Exophiala bonariae, 1095 nucleotides long. RefSeq lists its product as uncharacterized. Lineage: Eukaryota; Fungi; Ascomycota; Eurotiomycetes; Chaetothyriales; Herpotrichiellaceae. Gene Ontology annotation, biological process: translation. The record is from RefSeq and is a predicted model, not a curated record. Gene Ontology annotation, cellular component: mitochondrial large ribosomal subunit; ribosome. Bases 1 to 1095 code for a protein of 364 amino acids. The transcript is spliced from 2 exons. Gene Ontology annotation, molecular function: structural constituent of ribosome.